Molecule: messenger RNA, 535 nt
Organism: Cuscuta campestris
Lineage: Eukaryota; Viridiplantae; Streptophyta; Magnoliopsida; Solanales; Convolvulaceae
Source: the annotation of a GenBank genome assembly
AUUACGCUUUUGUCCCUUUGGUUUUUCUCCUGCCCGGAAGUUUAAGAAGAGAACUAAACAUGAAUGCUUCUAAGGAAAGAGAGUACAUAAACGAAGAAGGCGCGGUUGAGACGAAGGUGGAGAGCACAAAGUACGAGUCGCCUCCGGGGCAACACCCGCCGCGGAAAGAGGCGGUGGAAGUGACCCAUCUGCGUCGGACUGGUGAAAACCCCGGCGUGGGUGGCGCCAUGGCGGAUGCCGCCACCAAGUUGGCUGACACGAUCGAUUCUGCCAAGGAAACCGGCGACCGCAACGAUUGAAAAAAAAAUGGGUUUCUUAUGAGAGUGAAUAAGUGGUGCGUUCAAGGUUAAGGGCGUGUAGCUAAUUGUCUUCAUGGAAUGUACUCCGUAUUACACAGUGACAUAUAGUCUAGAGUUUUAUACAUCUAAGUCCUAAAAAUAUCUUCUCAGUUACUAUUUACACAGUUAAACUUAAAUCACUUUCUUUACCUAUUUUCUUUAGUUAUUUGAUAAAAUAAUAUAGUCUUGUCAACUUU